AUGACUUCUUCUGCUACUGUUACUCUUAACCCCUCCGGCCAAAAGAUGCCUCUUGUUGGUUUCGGUGCCUGGAAGGUUGGCAAGGACACUUGUGCCGACACCAUCUACAACGCCAUCAAGUCUGGUUACAGACUUAUUGACGGUGCUCAAGAUUACGCCAACGAGAAGGAGUGUGGUCAAGGUGUUGCCCGUGCCAUUAAGGAGGGAAUCAUCAAGCGUGAGGACAUUUUCAUCACCUCCAAGCUCUGGAACACUUUCCACGCUAAGGAGCACGUUGAGCCCAUGCUCAAGAGAUCUUUGGCCGACUGGGGUCUUGAAUACUUUGACUUGUUCUUGAUCCACUUCCCCAUUGCUCAAAAGUAUGUUGACCCUGCUGUCAGAUACCCCCCCACCUAUGUCAAUGACAUUGAGAAGAGCAUUGCUUACUUCCAAAACACUCCCAUCUCUGAGACCUGGGGUGCCCUUGAGAAGUGUGUCGAGGCUGGCCUCGUCAAGAACAUUGGUAUCUCCAACUUCAACGCCGGUCUUAUCCGUGACUUGCUCACCUAUGCCAAGAUCAGACCUGCUGUUCUCCAAAUUGAGCACCACCCCUACUUGACCCAACCCGACCUCAUCAAGUACGUCCAAGCUGAGGGUAUUGCCAUCACUGCUUACUCCACCUUCGGUCCUCAAUCUUUCAUUGAGCUCAACCACCCCAAGGCCAAGUCUAUCACUUUGGUCCUUGAGCACCCCACCGUUUUGAAGAUCGCUGAGGAGACCAAGAAGACUCCUGCCCAAGUCAUCCUCAGAUGGGUCACUCAACGUAACAUCGCCGUUAUCCCCAAGUCCAACAACCAAGGUCGUCUUGUCCAAAACCUCGACUCCACCGACUUCAACCUCACCGAGGAGCAAAUCUCUGCCAUCUCUGCCCUCGACAUCGGUCUCAGAUUCAACAACCCUGCUGACUGGCCCACUCCUUCCCCUAUCUUCUAA
This is a messenger RNA of Sugiyamaella lignohabitans, 972 nucleotides long. RefSeq names its product trifunctional aldehyde reductase/xylose reductase/glucose 1-dehydrogenase (NADP(+)) (gene GRE3). Gene Ontology annotation, cellular component: cytosol. Gene Ontology annotation, molecular function: D-xylose reductase (NADPH) activity. Gene Ontology annotation, biological process: D-xylose catabolic process. The coding region runs from base 1 to 972 and encodes 323 amino acids. NCBI's taxonomy places the organism in Eukaryota, Fungi, Ascomycota, Dipodascomycetes, Dipodascales, Trichomonascaceae. The transcript has a single exon. The record is from RefSeq and is a predicted model, not a curated record.